GAAGAGGCCGGCCGGGUCGACGUUGGCGUCGAGUUGAACGCUGCUAAGGGGGACGCCUGGGAAGAAGGGAGUACACUUGCCCCGGGCGCCUGUCAAGCCGGCGUCGGCGUGGACUGCUUCAGUCGUGCUCCGGCAUCGAAUACACGCGAGUGCGUCGCUCUUGACUGCGUCGUCGCGCCUUGUAGAAGCGUAUUAUAUCGGUCUUUGACAUUUCUGCACUAGAAGCCACUGAUGCCGGUAAAGAGACGCUAGGACGCUACCCAUAAGCCAGCAGUCUUUUAACCGUCUCUCGAGUGAUAAAUACGUUUCGUAAACGUACAUACAACGUGACUAGACAAGUCAAAUGCAGUCGAAGCGAGCCGCGAGAACGUCGCACGGAGAGUCACAAACCGGGCGGAAUCAAAGCGUCGAAACGCCCGUGCGAAUGUCCUGUUGUGGUGCUUGAGAGGACACUGAGUCGCUCUGGACGCGUACUCGAGUGAAGAAACAGGCUAUCGUUGCUCUGGUAUACAUUGAGUAGUGGCAGUUUCAUACCGGAAAACGGAAGUGCAAAAGUGCCUGGAAGAACGUGGGCUGCGGAAGAGAGUCUAAGGUGGCGGCUAACCGCGAGGGUCUGGGGAUUCUUAAUUUUCAUCGACGCCCCAUCAACGAGACAAGCGGCGACGUGUACCUGGAACGUCAGAGGCUACACAAGGAAAAUACCUAUUGCUCGGCGUUAUUUGAGUGACGAUAGACGUUACUCGAGAGUAACAAGAGAUACGUGCUUGAGUAAUACUGACACGUGACGUUGGAAUAUUAACGUGCUUCUACGUGCCUGAUAAUCUAAAGGAAAUUAUAAAAUGACUUUGCUAUAAUCAAAAGUCACUCUCCUUUAUAAUCCGUCUUUUGAAGUAUCCAUAUUUUACGCAAUUUUUCAAUUUUUAAUAUUCGGAAAUUGAAAACGCGCGGGAACGCCCUUACGCCACUCGUGACAUCUCGUGGUGUUUGCGAAGCUUCACCAAUCCUGUUGAAGAUUGACGCUCCUACGGUUAAUUCCAAAGUAAAUAAAAGAUGCUGCCACCAGCAGCCAUGCAUUUGGAGCAGAGAAUAAAUGGCGACAGGACGAUGCAACAGCAACAGCAGCAUCAUCACAAUCAUCAUCACCACCAUCACCAUCAUCAUCACCAACACCAUUUGGAUCAUCAUCAUCGCUCUCAAGACACAACGAAUCGCGAUCCACGUUUUCCUCAUCGAGCUGCCGUCCUGUCUCCAGCCAGGGAACGUUUCCCAUCGUCGAGCAGUACGGACGACGAUCAAAGCGGAUCUGACGUGGAGCACGAAUCCUCUGCAAUCCGUGGCAAGACCCAUUCCGGAAUACUUCACUCCGGCACGCAUUCCGUACGAAAACGUCGUGGAAAUUUACCGAAGCAUUCGGUAAAGAUACUGAAGAGAUGGCUGUACGAGCACAGGUACAAUGCCUAUCCGAGCGACAGUGAGAAACUCACCCUUAGCCAGGAAGCAAAUCUUACUGUUCUGCAGGUUUGCAACUGGUUUAUAAACGCGAGGAGACGUAUACUUCCGGAAAUGAUACGCAGGGAAGGUCACGAUCCUCUUCAGUACACAAUAUCCCGGCGUGGCAAAAAGAUGCCAGGCGGUAGUCACCAACAGUCUUCCAGUCUGAGUCCUAGAGCCAAUCAAAACUGGGACCCCCUGGCUGGGAUGAGUGCGCCCAAACGUAGUAGGGAUCACGAUUACGAAGAUCCUGCAGGACUCAUGUACCGAAGCGAAGAUGACAGUCCCAAUGACUAUGAGAGCAGUUCUCACAGUGAAGAGGAACGUCCGUCGACUCAGUGGCCGAGCGUAAUCGUCUACCCCUAUUCUGAAACCAAAGUCGAGCACAAUAAUCAACUGAGUUACGGCGAAGCAAUAGCUCAUCCAGCACGUCGAGGAGAUGAGGAUGAGUCGACAGUGAGCGAAGCUGCGUACUGGAGUGCCCCUAGGCAACAUCUGACAACAACCCCCGACGUGCAACACGAGACCGAGGUCUACAGUACGCACAAUACCCACAGCCCUCAUACCGACGAAACUCCACCGCCGACACCACCGGAGGAAGAUAAGGACAAGUUCAAGUGUCUCUAUCUCUUGGUCGAAGCAGCUGUUGCGGUACGACAGCAAGAAAAGGAACGAGAGGGAACUGUCGUUUAACGUUCGGCCAUAUCGAGGCGCACCCAAGAGUUAAGCAGGUUGUUAAUUUCCUAAAGGACGCGUAAUGGAAUGACGUAGUGACGAGAAAGAUACACAGAGAGAGGGAAAGAGAAAGAGAGUACCGCCAUUUAUGGACGCAUUGUAUCACGUGGCUCUUUAUUUCCUUUAUUUCUCUCUUCUCAUUCCUUUACGUCACUCCGUGCAUCCUUGACGUCUACCUAUAUCCGCUUGGGUCACGUUGCCGAUGCGCAUUUCUUCCUCUUUAUAUAUUUACGAGCUACGGUAUCAGGCUCCUUCGUUACUCUUGCUGUGCCCAAGUUCACGCUUAGGAAUCUUGUGGAUGGAUCCUGAAAUGGGAUGCUCGUGAUAGUGAGAAAACUGGAGCGCGCUAUCAUGUUGUCAUAAUGUUAUUCACGACUUUACGUAUUUCUUUUCACUUGUGGAUUUGUCAGCCUAUCCUAAGGACGAUCCUCGAUUGAUCUUCCACUCAAGCCAAUUUUAUGUGUAAUCGUUGGACAAAUCGACGUCCAACAAUGAUCGUUAAAUCCAUACCGAUCGAUCCAGGAAUAUAUAGGUUUACGUUUAGCACACGUCACCUUGUGAAAAUCAUUUGCAGGAGGCUUUGAUAGGUGCGAUACGUGUACGAUAAGAAUGCGUUAAGAAUCUUCACUUGUUAGAUCGUCGAUACACGCGCACAUUUGUACAUAUUAAUCUUUAAAGAUCUAGAAAAACGUUGCCAGGAUCCUUGAUUAUAUUUUCGACGGAGUCCGGCACGCUUUAGGAAGAUUCCUCGAAGGAAAAACGAUUUCCACGUUAAUUAAUUGGAUCGAUAAAUAUGUAAAGAUGAUUGGGAGUAAAUGUAAACGAAAUACUAGAGUUAUCUCGAAGGUACUCAAAAAGUUUACCCAAGCAUACAGGAUAACGCUGACAAGUAAAAAGAGAGAUAAAGAUAACCGCGACCAGUGACAUGAAAAAUCUCCUCGACGCUCCUUAAAAUUAAUUCUAAGAAAUGAGGAAGGAGACUGGCGCCCAGUUCGCAAAUAUUGCCCAAGUCUCUUUAUCGAAUCAAAAGCGUUUCGUGCGAUAUCACGACUAGCGGAGGUUAUCGCGAGAUUCACAAGCGACUUUAGCGAGCUGUCGUGGACUUGAACAUUUACGACGUAAUCGAGACGCCGUCAUCGCGUGCAGAUCGCCGGCAUGUGCCUUUUUUUAUAUACAAGUGUCAAUCCGAAAUUACGGGACACACGUGGUACGUAAGUUGUCUCGUUGGCAUCCCGUUAUAUGUGAAAUUCAAAUUACGUCAAGCGUAUUCGGUGAUAUAAGAAUCGCUAGUAACGUCAGUUGUCGAUAAUUUUCCGAAAUUCGAUUCGAAAAUACAAUUGACUUUUACGAUCGCGGUUAUACGGAACGAGUGCAAGAAGGACGGAAAAAAAAAAAAUGAGAAUCAACUACAAUUUUCCAAAAAAAAUAAAAUAUUCGUACCUCAGGGUUUUUGCGAGCUUCGCGACGUCGCUAAUGUUAUCCAGCAAUAAUAAUAACGUGUGGUGAAAAUUUACACAUAUCUGUCUGUAUAUAAUGCAUAUACCAAGCGUAACGAGAGACAAGAAGUUACUCGUCGUUUAUCCUAGAGGUUAUUUAGUUGAUAAUGAAAGGCGUCAGGCUCAACGGAGGUAGAGGAUCGUUCGACGGCCGACAAUGACGUAAUUAUUGUGUUCUUUGUACUUUUUAAUUAAUGGCAGACUCAAUAUUCCUUACUUUGUUAGCAUGCAUGGAUACGCGUUACGGCACACGCACUGCAUACGCAUCGUCCACACGUGUUAAAAGUCUCUUCGAAUUUGGAUUACUGACAUUUCUUUUUUUUGCCGUCAACUAUCUUCAUGCAUCACAAUCCUGUAUUAUGACGUAUUUACGGCCCGUUUCAAUAUUUUUUUUUCUCAAAGAGGAUCACCACGUUGGUCGCCUCGAACUGAUGCUCAAGAUAAUCUUCCUCGUAAUAAAUUAUAAAUAUCUUCCGUUUUAUUUCAACAGUUAUCACGCACGAGGUUAUAGCACUGUCUGACUAUUUUCUUUAUUUUUUCUUUUUCUUUUUCAUCCUUUACUUUAUUUAUACUCAAGAUAACGUUGCGUCAUCGAGAAUCGUACUCGUCGAAUAUCCAAAUAUGUUUUCCGAAUUUUCACGUGGGACGAUCGAGGACUGACGAUUCUUGAGAUGAAAUUUUAUCCUUCAGGAAGUUAUCGAGACAGAACGUAAUAGAUUACAUGAGAGAGCACAAAUGAUUCCGCAACACUUUUGACGUAUCGACGAGUCGUCGACGAACUCGCGGUCUCCCGAUGUCGUUUCGUCCGAACUGUUACGAUGAAAUUUUUAUCUACGAAAACGCGAGAAAAGGGAGAAAUAAAAAAAAACGUGCUGUCGUCGGUUUAUAAAUGAGAAAAAAUUGGUACAAACGCCAAAGACUUACUUAAUUACUACGAUUAACGAUUAAAUGAAAAAAAAAAAAAAAGAAAUAAGAAGCAAGAAACGUUAAGAUAUAAAAUCAUGUAAGUUUCUUCUUUUGGCUAAGACACGUCGACCCUUAGAGAAAGAGAGAGAGAUAGAGCGAAUGUUGUGUGUAUAUGUCUGUAUGGGAAAAAAAAAAUUUUGCUAAGGCGUGAGUGGGCCAGUUGUGCGCCAAGCCAGAUACGGUUUUGUUUUAAUUGCGAUUGAUAAUUUCA
This is a messenger RNA of Cephus cinctus (wheat stem sawfly), 4899 nucleotides long. RefSeq names its product homeobox protein TGIF2. Gene Ontology annotation, molecular function: DNA-binding transcription factor activity, RNA polymerase II-specific; RNA polymerase II cis-regulatory region sequence-specific DNA binding. The coding region runs from base 1051 to 2184 and encodes 377 amino acids. The transcript has 5 exons. The record is from RefSeq and is a predicted model, not a curated record. Lineage: Eukaryota; Metazoa; Arthropoda; Insecta; Hymenoptera; Cephidae. Gene Ontology annotation, biological process: regulation of transcription by RNA polymerase II.